AUGGAAGGGCGCUUCGCAUUCAUUUGUGUUAUUUCGAUUUCAGUAAUAUUUAAUGUAGCAUCUGCUGCUUGGCUGAAUGCCCAUGCAACUUUUUAUGGCGGAAGUGAUGCUUCAGGAACAAUGGGUGGUGCAUGUGGUUACGGAAAUCUAUAUACAGAUGGUUAUGGGACAAAUACUGCAGCGUUGAGUACGGCUUUGUUCAACGACGGCAAGUCAUGCGGUGGAUGCUAUCAGAUAGUCUGCGACGCCACCCAGGUGCCUCAGUGGUGCCACAAAGGCAAAUAUAUCACUAUUACUGCUACAAACUUCUGUCCUCCAAACUAUAAUCUCCCAAGUGACAAUGGCGGUUGGUGCAAUCCUCCCCAGCCUCACUUUGACAUGGCUCAGCCUGCAUUUGAGUCCAUUGCCAUUUACAGCGCUGGAAUCGUACCUAUUUUUUAUAGGAAAGUUGGAUGCACGAGAAGUGGAGGAAUCAGAUUCACCAUCAAUGGAAUGAAUUACUUUGAGCUAGUGCUAAUAUCAAAUGUAGGUGGAGCUGGAGAUAUCUCUAAUGUUUGGAUCAAAGGGUCCAAAAUGAGUGAUUGGCAAGUUAUGACAAGGAACUGGGGUGCAAAUUGGCAGAGUUUAAGCUAUCUCAAUGGCCAGAGCUUGUCUUUCAAAAUUCAACUUAGCGAUGGAAGUACCAGCAACGCUCUGAACGUGGUACCUUCCAACUGGCAGUUCGGCCAAUCCUUUCAAAGCAACGUACAAUUCUAAAUACAGGAUGCCGAAUUUCUUCCAGUUUCUACAGACGACUUGUGAACUUACCAUUUCUAUUUUCAUGUACAUUUUUUCUUUUAAAUUUUUCAACACCGCGGUAAUUUAAAAUGCGAGUGUCAUUUGUAGGUUGUGGCUUUUAGCAGUUUGCUUGU
Molecule: messenger RNA, 911 nt
Organism: Mangifera indica (mango)
Lineage: Eukaryota; Viridiplantae; Streptophyta; Magnoliopsida; Sapindales; Anacardiaceae
Product: putative expansin-A17
Exons: 3
Coding region: 1-756 (251 amino acids)
Biological process (GO): plant-type cell wall organization
Cellular component (GO): extracellular region
Source: RefSeq, a predicted model, not a curated record